AUCGUACCAAAGUCACAGGUCGUCUAACAGCCUUUCGUUCACGACGCGUAUUGCCAUAGCCUCUUGCCGCUCAAGCCUUCACGACUACCACCAUGAUGAAAUCUGUCGGUCUUGUUCUUCUUCUCAUCGCAACCUUUGCCUACUCCGGUGUUGAUGGUGCAAAUGCGUGUGCAACGGCCUUCAACAACAAAUUUAUGAACGCAGCUCUGUCUUCUGCCUUCCAAGCAUGCAGGUCGGAUCCAGCGGGACUUGCCGCUAUUACUGCCACCCAAGGUAUUCCUGUGUGCGCGGGCUACAUGGGAGAUGAUGUCGGCGAUAUCAAGUGCCAAGUUGCCUCAGCUCCUUACAUGAAAUGUGUAGCGGGAAAACUUGGUUACUUGAACGCUGAUGGCUCCAUCAACACCACGAAGAUCUUAGCCCAGUACAAGACUUGGGCCACCAGCGACCCCAAGUGCAACGUUGCUCAGUACGACUUCGCUGUGAAUAAAUGUGGCACAACCAUCAACAACUACGCUUUCAUGGCGAAGGCCGCGUGCAUCGCCAAGGCGACGGAACAGUACACUGGGUGACCUGCGCAAUCUGGCCCUCAUACUUUCAUCUGAUUGGCGGCUUUGAAGUGUUCACAACAGCUGCACAAUAAU
Molecule: messenger RNA, 641 nt
Organism: Hyalella azteca
Lineage: Eukaryota; Metazoa; Arthropoda; Malacostraca; Amphipoda; Hyalellidae
Exons: 5
Coding region: 93-569 (158 amino acids)
Molecular function (GO): odorant binding
Source: RefSeq, a predicted model, not a curated record